This is a messenger RNA of Perca fluviatilis (European perch), 1094 nucleotides long. Its product is annotated as glutenin, high molecular weight subunit PW212-like. Lineage: Eukaryota; Metazoa; Chordata; Actinopteri; Perciformes; Percidae. The coding region runs from base 84 to 1094 and encodes 336 amino acids. The transcript is spliced from 7 exons. The record is from RefSeq and is a predicted model, not a curated record.
UAUCUAUCUAUCUAUCUAUCUAUCUAUCUAUCUAUCUAUCUAUCUAUCUAUCUAUCUAUCUAUCUGUCCAUCCAUCAAUCCAGAUGAAUAAUGGGGACCCUCCUCCGUACUCGCCCCCAGGCUACCCUCCAGGGUUCGUCUAUCAGCCGGCAGCAUUCCCCGGAUCACCACACCAGGUUACCAUGGAACAGAACCCCCCCUCACAGGUGUGUCCUCAGCAGACAUUCACUCAGACCUACACCGAUGGAGGAGACCACAACCUCCUCAUAGGACCACCGGGGCAACCGUGGCAACAGGAGCAACUAUGGCAACAGGGGCAACAGGGUCAACCGGGGAAACCGCGGCAACAAGGGCAACCGGGGCAAUCGUUUCAGCAGGGCCAACCGGGGCAGCAGGGGCAACCAGAGAAACCGGGGCAACAGGGGCAACUAUGGCAACAGGGGCAACAGGGGCAACCGGGGCAGCAGGGGCAACCGUGGCAACAGGAGCAACUAUGGCAACAGGGGCAACAGGGUCAACUGGGAAAACCGGGGCAACAAGGGCAACCGGAGCCCUGCCUGUAUCAGCCCGGGUACCAGGGGAUCCAGGGGGUGCCACCCAGAGAGACAAAACACCCAGUGUUCAGCUCUCAGCCGGCAGCAGUCCCGACAUACCAGAAGAAUGGUGGCAAUGGCAGCUUCUUUGGCGGCGAUAGUGGCUAUGGUGGCAGCAGUGGUUGCAGUGGCAGCGGUGGCGGUGGUAGCGGUGGCGGUGGCAGGGGUGGCCGGGGUGGCAGGGGUGGCGGUGGUGACGGCGGUGGUGGUGGUGGUGACGGCGGUGGUGGUGGCUACGGUGGUGGUGGUGGUGGCGCGGUGGCAAAGGUGGCGGCAAAGGUGGCGGCAAAGGUGGCGGUGGUCGCAAUGGCGGAAAAGGCGGUUAUGGCGGUUAUGGCGGUUAUGGCGGCGAUGGCGGUGAAGGAUUUUGUGGCGGCGGCUGGAUUAGCGGUGGCAAAGGUGGCGGCAAAGGUGGUGGCAAAGGGGGCGGCGGUCGCAAUGGCGGAAAAGGUGGUGAUGGCGGCGAUGGCGGCGAUGGCGGCGAUGGCGCGAUGGUGGUAA